AUGGCUGAUCUUACUGUGGGGGCGGAUGACGACAAUGUCAUACUAGGCGGCACACACAUCACCCAUCUUGCGCAUGCCGACGAUGUGAAAUUACUCUCCACGUCGCCAAACGGACUGCAGGCCAAGAUCGACGCUUUCGACGGAUGGUGCAACUCGAACUUCCUGAUCUCCAACUCUACGAAGACCUCCCUCGCGAUCUUUGGCGAAAUCCCUCGGACGGUGCCCCACAUUACGCAAAAUGGGGUGCGGCUCGCUUGGACCGAGGACCACAAAUACGUGGGCACAACAUUCACUUCCACCGACCGGUCGAUCAUGGCGAUGCAUUACAUCCGCAAAGCUGAGGCCGCUCAAUCUAUCGCAAACAUGACAUUCGCCAUACGAUCCAAGAUCGGGGACCUGGCGCCUCUGGAUGCGAUACGCAUAUACAUGGCGCGCGUCGACCCUCAUCUCACUCAGUCCUGCGAAGUUGCUAUAGACGUCAGCACGCCCCUGCUGGAGCUCCUUGAGAGUGUUCAACACCGCUUCUUGAGGCGCGCAUUAGGUCUCUCCUCCCGCUGCAUGAUAGCGGCUCUGUUCGUAGAGACGGGAGUAAUGCCUCUACGACAUCGCCGCCUCAUUCUUGCCCUCAGAUAUCUGCGAUACCUCCUCGGCCUCCCUCCCUCCCGCUUCGCGGCAUUAGCUUUACGUGACGUGUUUGCCCUCGCGAUGGCAGGGCAUCCCGGAUGGGUCACGGACAUAAGGAUAGCCCUCGGUUCCUUGCCUGGGAAGCCCAUUCCGGUGCUCAUCACAGACCUUCUUGACGGCGAUAGCAUCACAACUCUGAUCCACGACGUAGAGGCGUCUCUCGACCACUGGCUAUCGACCAUUGUUGCAGACUCACCGAAGCUCGAGCUGCUUUGCGGACGAUACGAGAUCGGGAAAAAAGGUGUGGUGUCCUAUGCUGUCAGACACAAGAAACGACAACACCAUCGUGUUCGAGUGCAGAAACAUCGCAUAGCGAUCACGAAGCUCCUCGUGUUGGACCAUCGUCUUAGCGUCGAGACUCUACGGUGGACACAGCGAUACCAGCCUCCAGUCGCCCGUGCAAUGCGGCUUUGCCGACUAUGUCUCCAGGACGUGGAGGAACCACUCCACAUUCUCUUUGACUGCGCAGGAAGCGACGAACUGACGGCCAUGCGGACAGAAUGUCUCGCGCAGUGUACCGCAAAGUGUCUCGCUCUGCUGCCGCUCCGCUCCACGCCCAUUGGGUUCUUUCAUCGUGCUAUUGCCGAGCCACUCACUGUUCCGACUAUGGCUCGUUUCGUCAGAAAUGCCCUUCGUCUGGUGUACUCGCACGAACAGUAUCGUCCACCUCGCGAGUUGUUACAAGAUAUCCCAGAGCUACUUGAGCCGACUAUCUACGAUGCGGGCGAUCACAAUGAGGAUGACGACGCACCUCAGUCACCCCCUAAACCACCCCAUAUUAGGGGUAUCAUCGUGCCCAAAAGUUCCACCUAA
This is a messenger RNA of Punctularia strigosozonata HHB-11173 SS5, 1497 nucleotides long. RefSeq lists its product as uncharacterized. The record is from RefSeq and is a predicted model, not a curated record. NCBI's taxonomy places the organism in Eukaryota, Fungi, Basidiomycota, Agaricomycetes, Corticiales, Punctulariaceae. Bases 1 to 1497 code for a protein of 498 amino acids. The transcript has a single exon.